CUACUACAUAUAUUUUCCAUUCGUCGUUGAAAUCCUAGAACAUAUUGCACCCCGUAGCUCGAAUAGUACUAUUCAGUCAUUUUACUGUUCUACAUAUAUAUGGCUCCUUCUGUUGUUGCAUUACCAACUGCUUGUCAUGAUCAACUGAAGGGUCGAACUCUAAUUGUUGGAUCGACCGGGUUCAUUGGACGUUUCAUCGCUGAAGCUAGCCUUAAUUGUGGUCGACCUACGUAUCUCUUAGCUCGUUCUGGCUCGCAGUAUCCAUCUAAGGCAAAAACUAUCAAGACUCUCCUAGACAGAGGUGCCAUCGUAUUACAUGGUUCAAUCAAUGAUCAGGAUUUCAUGGAAAAGUUGCUUAAAGAUUACAAGAUUGAAGUGGUGAUAUCUGCUGUUGGUGGUGAGAACAUUUUAGACCAGGUUACGCUUAUUCGCGCCAUCAUAGCGGUUGGUACUGUCAAGAGGUUUUUGCCAUCAGAGUUUGGGCACGACAUAGAUAGAGCUGAUCCAGUAGAGCCAGGGCUAACCAUGUACAAGGAGAAACUAGAAGUACGACGUCUGCUUAAAGAAUCAGGAAUUCCCUACACUUAUAUCUGCUGUAAUUCAGUCGCUGCUUGGCCGUAUCACGACAACACUCACCCUUCUGAAGUACUUCCACCAUUAGACCGGUUUCAGAUCUAUGGAAACGGCACCACUAAGGCUUAUUUUGUAGCGGGUGCCGAUAUUGGAAAAUUCACCUUGAAAACCAUCGAAGAUAAACGUACAAUAAACAAAUCAGUUCAUUUCAGGCCAUCCUGUAACUACCUUAACAUAAACGAGUUAGCAUCAUUAUGGGAGAAGAAGAUCAAGAGAACUCUCCCAAGAAUCACCAUCUCUGAACAUGACUUGCUUUCAGCUGCCAAAGAAAACUUGAUUCCACAAAGUAUCGUCGCUUCGUUCACUCAUGAUAUAUUUAUAAAGGGUUGCCAAAUCAAUUACGCGGUUGAAGGACCAGACAAUGUUGAAGUGAGCUCAUUGUACCCCGACAUCCCUUUCAAGACUAUUGACGAAUGCUUCGAUGACUUCGUCAUCAAACUCAUUGAGCACUCUCCACCUUUAGAGAAUGCAGUCAAAGUAGUCCAAAAUCCAGGAGUUGAUGAUGGAAUUGCAACUUCGAAUCGUUUGGUGGAUGUAAGGCCAAUAACAGCUACAUAUGCCUGACCCGGUGACUUCUAAACUGUUCGAGUAACCAACAUUUGCUUGGAUUUGUCUACUUAAGUGUAUUCUGCUUCAGAACUCUCGUAGCAAACAUUUGCUUUGAUUUGUCUGUUUAAGUCUAAUUUGUUGAAGAACCAAAUAAGCUUUUAUCAUUCAUGUAUUUUAUUAAUUUGUGGAUCAACUAAUGAUUAUGUUUCUUUGUUAA
Molecule: messenger RNA, 1399 nt
Organism: Papaver somniferum (opium poppy)
Lineage: Eukaryota; Viridiplantae; Streptophyta; Magnoliopsida; Ranunculales; Papaveraceae
Product: leucoanthocyanidin reductase-like
Exons: 5
Coding region: 100-1197 (365 amino acids)
Molecular function (GO): oxidoreductase activity
Source: RefSeq, a predicted model, not a curated record